Larimichthys crocea (large yellow croaker) is the source of this 4157-nucleotide messenger RNA. RefSeq names its product dpy-19 like 4. Bases 304 to 2610 code for a protein of 768 amino acids. Gene Ontology annotation, molecular function: mannosyltransferase activity. NCBI's taxonomy places the organism in Eukaryota, Metazoa, Chordata, Actinopteri, Sciaenidae. Gene Ontology annotation, cellular component: nuclear inner membrane. The record is from RefSeq and is a predicted model, not a curated record. The transcript has 19 exons.
UCCGCCGUGUCUCACACAUACACACACACACACACAUACACACACACACACACAGACAGCCCAGCAGCGGCGGAGCUAAGUUCAGUCCUGCACACACACACACACACACACUCCUCGCGAACACUCCAGCUGUGCAGCUGCUGCUCUGACACACCGGUCAGUUAAAGUCCGCGCGGAGUCUCACCUGUCACGUGCACAGGUUACAGUUUACCUGUCCAGCGGCUCCUGACGGUUAGCUAGCCGCUCGGUAGCUAGCAUGCUGCCGCCUCAACACGUCAGACUCUCGGAUUAAUUUCUACCGUCAUGACCGAGCUGAGAUGCCGGAGAACGGAGACUCCGGAGGCGGAUACAGAGGAGGACGAGCGCCGGAGAGAGCCAGGUGUGCGCACCGCGCAUGUGAACGGGCCUGUGAGCACAGAGGAGGAGGAGGUGGAGGAGGCUGAUGGAGCAGAUCAGCAGAAAGAUGGAGGUGAAGUUAAAGAAGAAGAGGAGGCUCAACAUAAACAAGAGGAAGCACACAGACCUGAGUCAUCUGCCAGGAGGUCCAAGAUGUCUGCUGCAUCCGUGUUCCUGCAGCGCCUGGUGAGAGUGUUCUUCGGAAGUCUGGCAGCAGUCGCUUGCGGCAUGCUUUACGCCGUUUAUCUGUCAAUGUAUCAUGACAGGAAGUUCUGGUUUUCAAGCAGACAGGAGCUGGAGCGUGAAAUCACCUUUCAAGAAGGCAGCGGGCUCUAUUACUACUACUACAAGCACAUGCUGAAAGCACCGUCUUUUGAAAGAGGGUUCUAUGAGCUGACGCUGGAUAACAAGACUGUUUCAGGUCAGACCAUCAACGUCGUGGAGCGUUUGUCUCUGUAUCCAGAGCUCAUUACAAGCUUCAUAUACAGAGUGACGAGCAGCCAGGACCUCGUGGAGCCGAUCUACUUCUACAUCGGGGCGGUGUUCGGUCUCCAGGCGGUCUACGUCACCGCCCUGUUUGUGUGCAGCUGGGUGAUGAGCGGUACCUGGGUGGCUGGCAUGUUGGCCGUGGCCUGGUAUGUGAUCAACAGACCAGACACAACCAAAGUGGAUCAUGCCAUUCCUCUGCGGGACAACUGGGCCCUGCCUUACUUUUCUUGCCAGGUUGCAGCUUUGACUGGUUUCCUGACUAAUAACAUCAGCUCUGCCACUGAGAUGUUUUGCUAUCUCACCAUGAGUGCCACCACCCUCACCUUCCUCCUGGUCUGGGAACACAGUCACUACGUGCUCUUCAUCCAAGGCCUCUGUCUUUUCCUGCUCGACUCUUUCGAUCUCGUGCCACCACGAAAGAUGGCAGACAUUCACAAGGUGUACCUCAGCUCUUUGUUCCUGGCCUACCUGUUCCAGUUUCAGAACCCGACCCUGCUCAGCUCGCCUCUGCUCAGCCUCCUGAUUGGUUCAGUGCUCGCGAGGUACUUCCAGCAAAAGAUGAAGAUGGGCCCUCUUGUGGCCAGAGUAAUGAAGCUCUUUCUUCAUUUCUACCUGGUCUUCACCACGGGGAUCACGUUCAGUUAUUUGGUCAAGAAACUCGUACCUGUGAGUGAGAGCGACUUCGUGUUGAAAUUUCUUGAAAUGAAGUUCGGGCUCAACACGACGACCGACUUUGUCACCAACUUCCUCCUGUGCCAAGAGAGUUUCCAGACGCCCGGUCAGGACUUAUUCCUACGGCUGACGCAGGCCUCAGUCCUUCCCUUCUACUUGCUGGUUCUCGCCAUCUGCCUGCUGUCCACUCUGCAGACCAUUUACAGAAGACUCAGUGGUCAGCCAAUGAAAACCAACCUCAGGCUUGAAGACGGACGAAUAGGAGAGCAGCCGGAGGUCAUCUACCACGUGUUUCACACGCUGCUCUUUGGAGGCCUCGCUCUGCUGUUUGACGGGAUGAAAUAUUUAUGGACGCCCUACGUCUGCAUGUUCACAGCAUUCGGCGUUUGUUCUCCAGAGCUCUGGAUGACUGUGUUUAAAUGGCUCAAGCUCAAGUCCAUUCACCCUGUAGUGCUGUCUCUGAUCCUGAGCACAGCGGUUCCCACCAUCAUUGGUUUCAGUUUGUGGAGAGAGUACUGCCCCCGUGUCAUAGCAGAGCUGUCGGAUCUGCAGGAGUUCUACGACACGGAUACAGUCGAACUGAUCAGCUGGAUCAGGUCUCAGGCUCCAGCGGCGGCUGUCUUUGCGGGAAGCCCUCAGCUGCUGGGAGCGGUGAAGCUGUGUUCAGGUUCAGCUGUGACCAGUUUACCGCUGUACUCCGACAUCGACCUGCUGAGGAGGACGGAAGACACUUAUCAGGUGUACGCAAUGAGAUCUGCAGAGGACGUCUACAAGAUUUUGACCUCUCAGAAGACAAACUACGUGAUCGUCGAGGAGUCCAUAUGUAACGAGCUCAGCCUCAACAAAGGCUGCAGGAUCAAAGACCUGCUCGACAUCGCCAACGGACACGUUGUUUACGACAAAGGAGAGAUUUACUCUUUCUCCAAGCACGGACGAUUCUGCCAGGAAAUAAAGCUGAACUACUCUCCCUACACAAACUACUUCACUCGGGUUUUCUGGAACCGCUCGUACCACGUCUACAAAGUGAACUCUGUCAUCUCGUUCCAGUACUGACGCAGCUCAUCCCAGCAUUUAAACAUUGUGACGCACAGGGAGGACUGUGACACUCAGAGAAAUGUCUAAUCACUGUUGAGCCUCCCGGUGUCGAUGCAAAUGAAACCAGCUGGGAUCAGCUGAGCCUGCUGUGCUGUUGUUUUGGCCUACAUGAAAGGACUGAAAUAUGCCAUAUUGAUCACUGUACUGUAGUUUUUAUAAGCCAUGCGUUACUGUUACCGUGAUGCAUUUGAUGAAGGGAAGAGGUCGAGAUGUGACGUCUGUGUGUCACUUUGUACAGAAUCGGAUCUGAUUUUUUUUUUUAAGGCUCAUUUUGAGACAAGUAACGUUUUCAGCUUCGUCAGUCUGUCCACCACUUCGGCCCCAACUGUCGGGUGGAUUCAAAUUACAUUUAGCACAGAUAUCAACAGUAGCCAGAAGUUUAAUCAUAAUGACUUUUACUGUAACGUUAGCGCCAUCGGCAUGUCUCAUCAUGUAUAUCUCAUCACCUACCAGAUGGAUGAAGCACAUUGACUUUGGUGAUCCGUCUUUUCCUUUAGCUCCACCACGUCGAUUUGUGACUGACAUGUUGUCACGUUAACACGCUUUAAAUAAUAAGGUAAACAUCUGCUAACUAAACAUCUGCAAGUCAGCAUUGCUGCAUCAGCUACCGCCUAACUUCAGCUUCAACUGUAGAUGUCUCAGGCUCACUUUUUUGGGAUAGUUGUGGUCUAUGCAAAAACUUACAGCUAUGACUACAAUUUAUUAUCCUAAUUAAACAAUUUUAUAAUUAUUUGGGGAAAUAAUUAAAUAUUUGGGCUUAUAAUCGAUCUGUUUAUGUCAAGAUCUAUUCACAGUGUAAUAUUUUAGAAAAAAUUAUGAGUAAUUAAGACCUCAAAGCAAAAUAUUGUCAAUCGUCUCUGCUACUUUCUGCUCGUUUCCUCAAAACAACACGCUGUUGUACGUAUUGUGUACUUUGAACUUAACUUUAAUAGAGAAUAUGUGUCUUUAAGUACGAGUGAGCAGUAAGUGAGUUAAAUAUCAUUCCUGCCGUCUCUCGUCAGCCGCACACAGACGUUACGUGAUGCUUUGCUUCGACAUGAAUGGGGACGUCAGUAUCUGUGGACUGAUUGGUUUUAACGCGUCAUGAGCGCUCUGCUUUUUUAAACAUGGUUUCGUCAUGGAGCAGUUCUAACACAGUGCCUGGCAUGAUAGGAGGAGUUUUAUAUCCAAAUAUCAACUGAAACAAACCAGGACGAUAGAAACAACCUCGCGUCAGCCUUAAAGAGCAGCCGAGGCUGGAUCUGAAGCUGCUCUCGUUUCUGUUGCUUUGUCUUCGUCAUCCUCUUUAUCUGGACGCCUUAUUCUGAGACGUGGGACUGAUCUUUCCAUCCCCUGGUUGUUAACCUUGAAGUGUUAAUAAAAUUCCUUCUGGUGCUAUCGUGCAGGACUUAACCAAUAACUGUCCCUCCCUCUGCAAAAGGCCAUGUAGUGAAUAUUUGUUUUUUUCAAAUUACUUAUGGAGGUUUAAAGUAUGUAUGAGUUGUUAAAUAAAAAGCUUUUUGUCA